ACCGGAGAGACGGAGCAUGGCGGCGCGCAAAAAAGAAGAAUCGACGAAGCAGCGGUGUCAAGCGAACGCUCGAGAGAGGGAUCGCACUCAUAGCGUGAACACGGCUUUCAGCGCCCUGAGGACUCUGAUUCCGACCGAGCCGGCGGACAGGAAGCUGUCGAAAAUAGAGACCCUGAGGCUGGCGAGCAGUUACAUCAGUCACUUGGAUGCCAUACUCAUUGUGGGCGCGAUAGAUCAACCUUGCUCACGCCUCCUGGAGAACAGCGGCAUUUGCUCCACGAGGCCGCAAGUGUGCACCUUUUGCUUGGCUAUGCAUAAAAGAUACGUAAGUCGAAAACUCUAGCGGUUUACGUUUGGACUUGGUGUCUUGCCGGUUCCUCUCAUGUAGUGGCGAACGUGAAAUAGUUUUUCAUCCCAAAGUACGUCUGUGUCAGCCCUCUCACGUAAAAUAAAAUAAACUGUACAAAAUGUAUAGAAAUGUGUAUAUUAUAGAUAUUUUUAAUUACAAUUGAAAUAAAUAAGAUGAUAAUUCAAUGUCUCU
Messenger RNA from Dinoponera quadriceps, 541 nucleotides. Its product is annotated as basic helix-loop-helix transcription factor scleraxis-like. Gene Ontology annotation, molecular function: DNA-binding transcription factor activity, RNA polymerase II-specific; protein dimerization activity; RNA polymerase II transcription regulatory region sequence-specific DNA binding. NCBI's taxonomy places the organism in Eukaryota, Metazoa, Arthropoda, Insecta, Hymenoptera, Formicidae. The coding region runs from base 17 to 343 and encodes 108 amino acids. The transcript is spliced from 2 exons. The record is from RefSeq and is a predicted model, not a curated record. Gene Ontology annotation, biological process: developmental process; regulation of transcription by RNA polymerase II.